Molecule: messenger RNA, 5395 nt
Organism: Nycticebus coucang (slow loris)
Lineage: Eukaryota; Metazoa; Chordata; Mammalia; Primates; Lorisidae
Gene: PDGFA
Product: platelet derived growth factor subunit A
Exons: 3
Coding region: 986-1585 (199 amino acids)
Biological process (GO): positive regulation of phosphatidylinositol 3-kinase/protein kinase B signal transduction; positive regulation of cell population proliferation; positive regulation of protein autophosphorylation
Cellular component (GO): membrane
Molecular function (GO): growth factor activity; platelet-derived growth factor receptor binding
Source: RefSeq, a predicted model, not a curated record
CGGGCCCGGAAUCCGGGGGAGGCGGGGGGAGGGGCGGGGGAGGGGCGCGGCAGCCGCGCUAUAACCCUCUCCCCGAGGCCGGCCGGCUCCACACGCGCGCCCCGCGGAACCCACACAACUCCAGCAAGCCUGGCCUGUCUGCUGUCCUCCUCUCUACUGGCAGCAGCUGCGGCAGCGGCGCCGGCGCGGCCCUGCGCCCGCCCUCAGGCCCGCGCGGGCCGUGCGGCGAGGCCCCGGGCGGGCAGCAGCUGCCAGGCGGCGCGGCCCCGGGCGCUGCCGGGCCCGGGCUGGUGGAGGGCGGAGCACGGCGCUGGAGCCGAGGGCGCGCCGCGGAGGGGCGCACGCAGGCCGCCGAGCCUCUCGGGGCUGGGCCGCACUGUGCCUGGCCAGGCGGCUGCUGCGAGAGUAGGCCGGAGGCGAGCGCGGGCCAGGCGGUGGGUGCGCAGGGCCGCCUGCAGCCUGCAGCUCGCAGAGAGAUUGCAAGCCCGCAGCAGAGGCCGGGCCGGGUGUCCAGACAGGUGAUCGGUAGUGCGGCGGCUGCGGCUCCAACAGCUCCAGCCUUGCUCUGGAGUCCCUCUUGGGGCUGAUGUCCGCAAAUAUGCAGAAUUAUCGGCCGAGGCGCUCCUAAAGCCAGCGCUGGGGAGCGAGCGCUGCGGCGGCCAGCACCGAGAACGCACCAAGGAAGAAGCCCAACCCCCGCCCUCCGCCCCUUCCGUCCCCACCCUCUACCCGGCGGCCCGGGAGGCUCCCGGCGCUUGCGGGCGCGCACUCCCUGUUUCUCCUCCUCCUCCUCGCUGGCGCUGCCUGCCUCUCUCCGCACUCACGCUCGCGCCGGGCGCGCUCUGCCGGCUCCCUGUUCCCCGCGCCACCCUCCGGGCCGCGCUCCCUGAGGGAUGGUACUGAAUUUCGCCGCCACAGGAGCCCGGCUGGAGCGCCCGCCCCGCGGCCUCGCCUCCCCACCGAGCCGCCCGCGCCUCGGGACGCGAUGAGGACCUGGGCUUGCUUGCUGCUCCUCGGCUGCGGUUACCUCGCCCAUGUCCUGGCCGAGGAGGCGGAGAUCCCCCGCGAGGUGAUUGAGAGGCUGGCGCACAGUCAGAUCCACAGCAUCCGGGACCUCCAGCGACUCCUGGAGAUAGACUCCGUAGCAGCGGCCGAGGGCUGCUCGCUAGCCCAAGGAUUGUUUUCGCAUUUAAAGAAAAUGCCGCGUGUGUCACAGAAAGUUCAGCCGCAUAGAGGGCGCCGGCGCCCCAGCCAGGUGUGUCGGCCUCGCGCCUGCCCGGGGCCCCGAGGAGCUGCGGGAGCCGGCCCAGGACCUGGGCGUAGAGCCUUGGCUGGAGAACCGGACGGCAGUCCGCGAAGGAGGCCCCAGGGGCAGGAGCGGCUCCUGAUCCACCGGCCGCCCAAGGGAGGAGCCGCCUGUUGGCCAGGCCUUUAUGAUGGGGAGCCUGUGCCUUGUUGCCCCAGGGAUGACAGGCCCUUGUCUUUCUCCUUUCACGACUCAAUAAAAAGGCACAACUUGCACACAUCUGCUGGUUGGGGUCUAUUUUGGGGCUGGCUCUCUGGGUCUGGAGCCUGGCCACUUUAGGGAACAGUUUAUUUGUGAGAGUUUCAAAGUGGGUGUCACCUACAGAGUUGGACUAGACUCCGGUCAGCAAGAGUUAAAGACAUUUUCUCACUGGCCUGGGACCUAGGUUGACUGCAGGUGGGGAGAGGGCUGGCGUGGGCUUGGGUGGCUUCCUGCCCCUCGCUUCUCUGCAAGGACUGGAGAGCCAGUUCCUAGAAGCUGAGUGCUUGUUCCCAUCUUUGUGGUGCCCUUUUCAAAAUUAACACUUGGUCCCAGGGACUUCAACAUGAGAGUUAACUAGGGAAGUGCUCAUGUGGGAAACCUUGUCCAUGGCUUUAAAAAAGACCUAAGAUGAACUUGUUGAAAAGAGUAACCAAAGGCAGUAGAAUUGGAAGAAUUUUGAGUGAAAUGAAGGUUUUUUUUCUCCCUGCAAACUACUCUGAAAACAGGGUGGUGGAAUUAAGUAAAAUCACAUGGUCUAGUCAUUUGGAAAUUUGUACCUAAUUAUGGUGGUGAAGAGGCCUGGACUAUUUUCGUUUCAUGCCAAAACCAUUUUUUCUAACCGCCGUUGAUUUCUGUAGUUUCUUGACCCAGGAAAUCCUCUGACUGAUACUUAUCUAGACUGGGUAGAAUUUCACUUGAAGAUCAGAGUUGGCCUGGGGGGAUUUUGAUCUGGUCCCUGGAAUAGAAACCCUGGGGAGAAGGGCUUGGCGUUGAGCUGCUGGGGAAAACACUAGCCUGCAUUACUGGUCCUCUGGAUGUGGAAGUGGAGGGCUGCCUCUCAGAGAAGGUUCCAGGGCUUUUUGUCUGGCUUGAGAAGUGCGGGCUGUGGAGAGCUGGGCCUCCUUGUGGGAUGGGCUUUGGAUGCUACAGGGAAAUGGGCCAUUCACUUGCUGGGAGGACCAUUCUUAUUCUAGUCUCUGCAGUCCCACCCCUACCCCACCCCCACCCUACCAUUUAGCUUUGCUGCUGUAUGGCAUUAUGUGGCUGCAUUCCUGGCCUACCUCCCCCAGCCUCUUUGGGUGGGUCCAAACAGAAAAGGUUGGGAUGCACCAGCCUGUCCUCUUGGCUGGUUUCAAAUUGCUCCCUAUAAAAGUGUCUCCAGAGCUCUUCUGCCUCCUGCCCCAGGGAAUGCAGAGAGUGGGUACCAGUCUUCCUGCUACCUGUCCAAAAGUUUGCCUGGGAAACUUUGGGUGGGGGAGCAAAGUGGGGAGGCCUUGCCCCUCGAGGUACCUUUUAUGACUUGAACUCUUCCCUAGCUGUGGAAACAGAACUGGUAGAGUACAACCUCUGUCCUGGUGGUAUAGAGCCAUGUGGCCGUUUCUCUGAGAGUAGGCUACCUGGUAUUGGGUCCACCUUAUGACUCCAAGCAAUAGGCCCUUCCAGGCUGAUAUUCUUGCUGCUGGGUUUAGGGAAGGCAGUGCUGCAGAAAGCAGAAAAGAGGCUUGGAAGUAUGCAGGUGAGCUCCAGGAAGGUCAGCCCCUACCCCAACCGAUGGGGCCUGCUUUGAGUGUGUAGCUUCUCUCAGUGUGCAGCCUGUAUGGUCAUUUUACUGAUGGGGAGACUGAGCAAGGCAUUUCCUCCCAGCUUGUGGCUCUUUGCUUGUGGUGCCUGAGCUGGUGGGACUGUUGUCCAUCAAGUAUCAUCAAGCACUAGGCAUCUGGAGUGUGCGUGCAGAGUGAGGGACAGUUGAUUUUUCUAUGUGUGGUGGUAUAGUGACCACGGUCUAUCCCACCUGUGAGGUGGUAGUGGCAAGGGUCCUUGUUCUCUGAAGUAGCUGCUGGCCUGGCUCUUGGGUGCCAUGGAGUAACUGACACCUAAAUAUUCCCAUCUCAGGCCAUUAACUCUCCCCAGGAUGAUGGGUGGAGGAUGUGUGCACAGAAGGCAGAGGGAAAGCCUGAGAACAGAUUUUGGGAAUGUUUGUGCCUAUUCCCUGGGUCUGGGCUAUACCAGCUGAUCCUUCUCAGCCAGCAUAGAUCAAAGUGGCUGCUUCUACUGUAAACGUGGGUCAGCACCUGGCUUAUGGCCACCCAACUUGAUCUUGGGCAAAGGGUGGGCUCAUCUGAUAGGAGCUGUUCCCACUCUGUCUCUCAUCUGGGAAGAAAUUUGCGGACACAGACUUCAGCAGGGUUGAAGAACUGGCAGGGCUGUUGUCUUCUCUUUUAAGUAGGGACAAGAGACGGGGGCUGGGAGUGGCGUCUGAGCAUGUCCAGCUGCUUUCCUUGUCUUGUUACUAGGUUUUUCUGGGCCUCAGUUUCCUCAGAUGUGAAGAGGUGAUAGCACUUGCCGUGUACAUGUAAAGAUUAAGUCAUCGGUGAAGUAGUUCAUGCAGGCGUGGUGGUAGUAAGGCUGUGAAGCAUGGCAGCUGAUGUUGGUGUUAAAUUUCCUUCAUGAUGCCAAGCGUGGACCAGUUGUUCUUUGGUUUGGCCGUGUCAAGAUGGCCACCACCAAGAGAUGACUCAGAUGUGUCACUUUUUUGUGAAAAAAUGCUUCUUGUAGCAGUUGGUUGAUGGGAAAUUCUUAUUGCAUGAGUAGUUCUGUUCUGAUUUUAUUUUGGGUCUCAAAAAAAAAAAUUAGUGGCAUUGGAAGAUUGAGUCAUUUUAAGUAAAAAGUCAGGCUUAGCUGAGACGUGGUCUUUGCCGUAUGCAAGGUUUUUGGUUUACAUGUGCAGGCUUCAGGGUGGAGGAAGCUGAGGGUCCUCCUCUUGGGUUGUGGACCAUCACUGAUACCUCACUGGUCUUACAGAAAGUGACUUUGGUUCCUCCUGCAUCAGGCAGGGGGCUUCUGAUCUGGGCUAGUGGCGAGGACAUCACAGAGCUUCCCAGGAGAGGAUAGGUAGGUUUUGGUGUAUCUGGAGAGUUCCUGGCAGUUGGAGCCACCUUUUUGGGACCUGUUUGCCCUGGCUGUAUGUUGGGGAAGCAGGAUGGAGGGAGAUGAGAAGAGACCGCCCCCGCCCCCGCCAGCUGUGUCCACAGAGCCCAGUCAGGGAGGCCAGGUCUGAUGUACUUUAUCUAGGUGUGGGCAGUAUCAGUGGGCUGGGCUGAUUUAUGUCGCAGGCAGCAGGACAAUGUCCUCCCCUCCCUGUCCGCUGUAGUCCUCAUCCCCUUAAAGUGGGGUGGUCUGUAUGCUGGGGGCCUUGGGGGGCUCUGUGCUGAUAAGGUUAUAAGCUAAUGCUCUAUGGCUGGGGGCCUUCUUCCCACCUGCACCUCCCUGCCUGUCAUGGACAUAGACCCUGGGCUACUCACACCUUUCCCUCUUCUGGGAGAAUAUUUUUUCCUCCCUCUGCUAGGCCCUGGACCCUUCUUGGUGAGUACUCCUUGAAAGGCGUCUGGCUCUUAGAGGACACUUAUUUCAGGAACAAGUGAAUUCUGGCUUAGAGCUCAGCCUGGCUCUUUUGACACUCUUCAAGCCUUGGCUUAGUGGGAGACAGGCAGAGAAGAUGUGCACACAAGUCUCAGCAGGCUUGUCUUGUGGUCUCAGAAAGGGUGUGGCCCAGCAGCCUUGAGCCCCCAUGGAGGUGGGCCAAGCUGGGGGCCCAUGGGCCAGCUGGUUCUGGCAUGGAUAGACCAGGGCCUUCUAGUCCCCUUGGCCUCACCCGGCUUCCUGCAAGGAGAUGCCAUAGUGGAGGCUCCCAAAGUUAGCUGUGUCACAGGGCCCAGCAUUUUGGGGACCUCCAUGUUGGUGGGACAAUUUUGGAUAUUUCGUCUGCUGCACAUCUGAAAAGGGCCUGGUGGGAAUGGAAGGUCUCCAAGGAGAUCCCCCCAAGUGGUCUUACAGCCAGUCAGUAGGAGAUGCUGCUGGACAGGCCUUGGGCACACUGUGUAGGUCUGG